Messenger RNA from Ctenocephalides felis (cat flea), 1227 nucleotides. Its product is annotated as zinc finger BED domain-containing protein 5-like. Bases 1 to 1227 code for a protein of 408 amino acids. NCBI's taxonomy places the organism in Eukaryota, Metazoa, Arthropoda, Insecta, Siphonaptera, Pulicidae. The transcript has a single exon. The record is from RefSeq and is a predicted model, not a curated record.
AUGGAUAAAUACGUGACUGGGUUGAAAAGAAAAUUUAAUGAAGCAGAAGAAGAGGGUGGUGAAAAUAAUGGAAAUGUUUCUUCACAAAAUAGUAAAACUAAACAUAGAAAAUAUGAUCCAAUGUACUUAUCAUUGGGAUUUACAUAUAAGAUCAUUAAUGGUCAAGAACGACCAAUGUGUUUGCUGCGUAUGAAUACUUUGGCCUCAGAUAGCAUGGAACCAAGUAAAUUAAAACGACAUCUGGAAAAAGUGCACGCCGAUCAUGUUGGCAAAACAAAAGAAUUUUUCCAAAGAAAAUUAGAUAACUUAAAUAAACAGAAAGAAUCGUUUUCAAAAGCUUUGUCUGUAUCACAAAAAGCGUUACUUGCGUCAUACAAAGUUUCGUAUAGAAUUGCUAAAUGCAAAAAACCCCAUUCAAUAGGAGAAACUUUAGUAGUACCAGCAGCUAUUGACAUAAUAGCUACGAUGUUUGGUGAAUCAUAUGCUGAUCAAAUUAAAAGCAUUCCGCUGGCAGAUAAUACGGUGGGAAGACGGAUAUCAGAUAUAUCUGAUGAUCUUUGCGAUCAGUUGAUAGAAAAAAUUAAAUUAUCUUCUUUCGCGUUGCAAGUAGAUGAGGCUACCGAUGUUGCUAAGGAUGCACACUUAAUAACAUAUAUAAGAUAUGUUAUGGAAAAUGAUAUUAGAGAAGAGUUGUUAUUCUGUAAGGCAAUUGAAGGCAAAGCUACGGCGAGUGAAAUUUUUAAUAUGAUUGAUAACUUUUUUAUUGAAAAUGGUAUUUUAUGGGAGAACUGUGUUGGACUGUGCACGCAUGGAGCUCCAUCUAUGGCAGGAAAAAAUGCUGGUCUGCAGGCCCUAGUUCGAAAAGUGGCUCCUCGUGCAGUUUGGACGCAUUGUAUGAUUCAUAGGCAAUCUCUUGUUGCAAGAAAUAUGGGUGAAGAAUUACUUGAAGUAUUUGAAAUUAUAAUAAGUGUUGUUAAUUUUAUCAAAAAUAGUCCAUUAAGAGAAAGGCUUUUUGGAAAAUUGUGUGAUGACAUGGGUUCAGAAUACAAAGCACUACUUUAUUAUUGUGAAGCACGUUGGCUUUCUCGUGCUAAAGUACUUCAAACUUUGAAGUUCAAAGGGUGUUUGAGCUCAAAAAAGAAAUUGCCAUUUUUCUUGCUGAUAAUAAAAGAGAUGAAGCAGACAUAUUUUAUGACACGAAGUUUCUCGCAAAACUUGCGUAUCUAG